Molecule: messenger RNA, 1572 nt
Organism: Neomonachus schauinslandi (Hawaiian monk seal)
Lineage: Eukaryota; Metazoa; Chordata; Mammalia; Carnivora; Phocidae
Gene: REELD1
Product: reeler domain containing 1
Exons: 6
Coding region: 1-1572 (523 amino acids)
Molecular function (GO): oxidoreductase activity, acting on metal ions
Source: RefSeq, a predicted model, not a curated record
AUGUGGGUCUCGGCCGCCCUCGGAGGCUGGUCUUGUGUGGCCCUCUGCCUGGCUUCCUGCUCAGCUGCCUUUUCCCAUGGUGCUGGCUCAGGGGCCUGUGAGGAUAUGCAGCCCAAGCACAUUCAAGCCCAGCCUCAGGACCCACAGACCCACCACAUCACCAUUCACACCGGCAGGUCUUCCUACUCACCGGGUGACACAGUUCCAGUGACCAUGAGGAGCAUUCGAGAUUUCAUGGGAUUUCUACUUCAGGCUCGAAGAGUGUCUGAUCAUCAAAUAGCUGGCACUUUUGUUUUCAUUCCUCCCCAUUCCAAAGCAAUGGCUUGUUUUCAAGAGGCUGACACAGUCACGCACUCUGACAAGUCCCGGAAGAGAAACCUGUCCUUUGAGUGGAAGGCCCCUGCUCAACCUGUGGGGAACAUCACAUUCCUUUUGUCAGUUGUCCAGUCAUAUUUCAUUUACUGGGAGAGGAUCGAAUCAUCUGUUGUGUCUCAACAGACACACCGCGGAGCCCACGUUGAUGGCGGCGAGCAGCCCAGCUCACCGAUGCCAACCUCUGGCUGGAGGCGGGAGGGAACCACCCCAGCUCCCAGUCCCCCCAGCGCUCUUCCCCAGCAGCGUGCGAACAUCUUUGCUAUUGCCCCAACUGGAGCUGCAGAGGAGAACAGCUUAGAUCCUUUUCCUGCAAGUUUUUGGGUGACAGAGUUUUCUGGGGAUGCAGAGACUCUGUUCCAAUCAUCUUCACACAUGGCUACUGCAGUCAGCAAUGGCCAGCAACUCAGAGGGGACAGCAACCCAAUCCUAGAACCAUCCCUGGAUAUCCGUGGGCUGGAGAGAUUCAUGGCUCUCAGGAGAUUCUUCCCAGAGGGCAUUGCUUCCAGCCCUAGAACCCACCUCAGGACUCAGGAUGAUCCAAACUUUGAUUCAUUGGAAACUUGCCUAUCCUCAGAUAGGCAUGAACAGGACAGAAUGGAGUCCUCUAAUAGGACCAUGAUGAGGCCUCCUCUGUCCACUGCCCAUCUUACCUAUCCUCGGCACCUCUGGUCGUCUGAAGCACUCACUGGGAAUGGGGCUGGGGCAGCCACCCCAACCCCUGUCUUCCACACCUCUGCCACUUCCAGGUCACCUGCUGCUGGUGGGCAAUCAGAAGCAUCGAGGCCUUCUGCCAGCUUCUCACCUCAGUCAAAGCGCAAGGAGGCCAGAGUGCUUGAGGAACAUGGAGAGGGCAGAGUGGGAUACCCCAGGAAGACCAACCCAAGGCCUGAGGUUGGGCAACAGGGAGCCAGUGCCCCUUCAGGGAUCCAGCUCAGGGCUCCCCGGCUGGGAAUCCUGCUUUGUCUUUCCGCCACCUUGGGCAUGGCCCUGGCUGCCUGCCUCUGCUGUCUACACACCCAGUAUUGCCACAAGUGGACAGAAGUGUCCUUCAGUGAGCCUGCUGGGGAUGCUGUUGCCAGGAGCGAUGGUGGUGAGACAGUCCGUGUCAGGAAGAUUGGGGAGAACAGUUUUGUUUUGGUUGAAGCAGAAUACAACUGGACCCCUUCCUCUGUGGGUAACGAGAAAACAGUCCUCUGA